This is a messenger RNA of Misgurnus anguillicaudatus (oriental weatherfish), 3283 nucleotides long. The record is from RefSeq and is a predicted model, not a curated record. NCBI's taxonomy places the organism in Eukaryota, Metazoa, Chordata, Actinopteri, Cypriniformes, Cobitidae.
GGGCGUGGUCUCGGUGGACAGCGAAGAGCCGUGUUGCGGGAGGAGCAAGCAGCGUGUUUCCGGGAACGAUCCUUCGAGCGGUGGGGAGCACACGCGGCAAUGGAAGACGAGUUUCGGGAAAUUGAUGAGCUCGGGAACUGGACCGCCGUUUACCAGGAAAUUAGGCUGCAGUCCAGUGACCUACCAUGCAAGAUCGCCAAACUUCCAGAAAACAGAGGUCGUAAUCGCUACAGAGACGUCAGCCCAUUUGACCACAGUCGUAUUUGUCUAGAGAUCGGUAAUAAUGACUACAUCAAUGCCAGUCUGAUUUCUGUGGAGGAAGCACAGAGAAACUACAUACUAACUCAGGGUCCGUUACCGAAUACCUGUGGUCAUUUCUGGGAGAUGGUAUGGGAGCAGCGCUGUCGAGGGGUCGUGAUGCUGAAUCGUGUUAUAGAGAAAGGCUCGAUAAAGUGUGCUCAGUACUGGCCACAGCGAGAAGAGAAGGAGGCGGUGUUUGAGGACACGAACCUCAAACUCACUUUGGUGUCGGAGGAUGUCAAGUCGUACUACACGGUGCGACUGCUGGAGCUGGAAAAUCUGUCGACACAGGAAACACGGGAGAUUCUUCAUUUCCACUACACCACAUGGCCAGAUUUUGGUGUACCUGAAUCACCUGCGUCUUUUCUCAACUUUCUGUUUAAAGUGCGCGAGUCGGGCUGUCUGAGCCCGGACCACGGCCCUGUUGUGGUCCACUGCAGUGCUGGUAUUGGCCGUUCUGGAACUUUCUGCCUCGUAGACACCUGCCUUUUACUGAUGUCUCAAAGGAAAGAUCCAUCAUCGGUCCGUAUCCGAGAGGUUUUGUUGGAAAUGCGGCGAUACCGCAUGGGUCUGAUACAAACAGCAGAUCAGCUUCGUUUCUCUUACCUCGCGGUCAUAGAGGGAGCCAAGUACAUCAUGGGAGACACCUCUAUACAGGAGUCAUGGAAAGAGUUAUCCAAUGAAGAGGAUGUCCCCCCUCAAUUUACUCCUCCUCCCAGACCGCCACCCAGAGUAGACCCCCCUAAUGGCACGGGUGACAAGGUGAAAUCUGAGCCUGCACGCUUCUUUACAGAGAUGACGAACAACGUAGAAAUCUGUGCGAACAGGGCACCCCAAGUAUUCUCUGACGGCCCAGAACUUCGCAAAAGGACAGCUGGUGAGGUCGGACCGACAACACUGUCAAGCGGACAACAUGAAAACCCGAUCGUCGCGGCAGAAGCCCCUCCCAAACCCGCUCGCUCCCCACCCAAAACUCCACCAGAAGAUGCUGCCCACAAUGCUUGGAGCCCCCUUCUGUUCAAGGCGUGCAUGUGUACGGUGCUGGCUGUAGGUGCAUACAUCUGUUACCGCACCUUUGUCCACUGAUGCUCUUUUUCCAUUUCAGUUUAUCUCUAUCCUUUCUCUUUUUCCCCCAUCUGCUGGCUGUUGGGGGAAGAGAGAGACAGACACACACAGACACUCACACUUUCUCAGCUGGACCUGUCUUUCUCUCAGCUGGGCCUGUCUCAUGCUCUCGAAAUGAAAACAUCUGGGGAGAGUUCAAGUGACUUUUCUCAGCCAAACUGCUGUCGUCUGUAUACACCCUUACAUGCACUUAAUAAACGUGUGUCCGUUUAAAACCUCAGGGCCUCACAAUUCAGGUGUUAUUACCCAAUGUUAAACACAGGUAAAGAUCCCAAAAAAAACUGUUAUUGCUGCAGUCAACAAGGGAGUUUUUUUGUGUAUAUGUAUCUAAAUUGUCAUUUUUGCAUUUUUAAUAUGAUGACUAUGUUUCCAAAUGGAGCUUCACAAAAGUUUAGCUCUUCUCAGAGUUGGGGGCAUCUUAUACAUGCUGAACACACAAACCUGCUGUACAUAAUAGGAUACCUGUGUGCGUGUGUGUGUGUUUGUGUGGGUCAGAGAAAGUGUUCGUAAACAGUCUGGGAUGUUUGUUAUUCCAUCAGGUGGCUCUGUGGAAACAUCCCAAACUAGCUGACUGAACCUUUCCUCCUUUUCCGUUUCCAUCUUUUGUGUCUUUAGCUUUUAUACAAACCCAAAGGUAACGCCGGCUCUUCACCUGUAUGAGAAAUAAUGUAACUCGCGAAACAAGCAAAGCGACUGAUAGGCCGUCUUCUCAUUCCAUUUAAUUGUUGCUGGAGAGUUUUUUUUCCAACCUGUAUUUCUUUCCUUGGACAAAUGUUUUCUUUUUUUCCCAUAAGGUUCAGAAUUUCAAAAUGCUGGAACUGGUGGUUAGGCCACAGAAGUGAAAUCUCAUCCCGAAGUUUAAUGCAAUAAAAAUAACUGCGCCCUUUAAGUUUAAUGUAACCAGAAUGUAAUGGACAUCCCUCAGUAUUCGCAUAGAGAUGACUGGUAAAUUGUUAACCAAGUAGUGCAGCUGGGCAUAAAGCCUAUUUAGCACUCAUGUUUCAUCUUAGAGGUGCAACUGAUGGGGCUUUGAAUUUUAACUUUUGCCUCACAUUUUUCUUUGCUGCAAUACAGGUGCUUGAUGAACAGUAAAAAGAGGGUUGUAUUAACCAAAAAUAAAACACCAGCACAGAAUGAAUGAGAGAGAAAAGACCAGUGGGUGUGAGCUGUCUGUGUUUUUAAUGUUUUAUUCUACUAUUGUUAUUGUCAUAGUAAUUAUUAACAGGAAAUAUUUAAUGGGCAAAACCAAAUCGAGCCACACUGCAUAAUGAACUGUUACUUUUAAACAGUGUAAACAUGUGAAAGUCCAAUGCAGUAACCUCCAGACAAAUUCAUUUUCAAUUUAUUGUUCGUCCUUAAAUGAAACCAAUUUAUUUGUGAUUUAGCAUUGUGUGGUAACAUUUCCACUACCACUUGACCAAUCCAGAAUGGUGGUUGUUGGGUAGUUUCCAGUUUGUAGAUGGAUUUAAGUGAUUCACACAAGGGUUUUGAUUUUGAGGGGCCCGUUGUAGUGACUGACUCCUGGAAUCUGGUCCCAUAGCUGGACCACUGAAUGUAAAAUGUCUCUUCUUGCCAGCUUUAUUUACACACAUAUAUAGAGAAAUUUAUUUGUCUGUGUCCUUGUUUGUAAUGUUCAAUUGUUGAACCAAUCAAGUUCUUGGGUCUUUAUGUAUUAAGGCUCAAGAAUUUCUGUUUUCUUUUCCUCACCAUCCCAUUGUCUUAUUCUUCAUAUUGACUAUCUGUUUGUUUUUGUAAUAAAAGCAUAUACUAUGUUCGAGUUGGAUAUGUUGACAUUUGAAAUUUUAUUUUUGAACAGAAUAUUCAGAUUCUGUGAUAUAAUAAACUCAUAUUUCUCUGA